UUUUGCUUUUGUUUGUCAAAAACCUUUGCGCUCUCUCUCUCUCUCUUUAUUCCCUCUGUCUCUUUCAGAUUUGAGAACUAUUUUACACAAAUGUUGCCCCUUACCUUCUUUGCUUCUCUCUCAAUCUCUAUUCCCUUGUUAACCCUUUUACCUCCUUCCAUGUUUCCCCAUUUUUGAAUCUCUUUCUUUCUUAUAUACUUCCCUUUGCAUCUCUGAAAUUUAGGUAAGUCCAGUCGGCCCCCAAUUCUUUUCUUUCUUUUUUUUCUUUUAAUUUUCUUGGUGUUUCUUUCUCUGUUAUCUCUAAUCUCAAUUGGGUACUACCAUUUCUUUAUUAUCUUGUUUUUCAAUCUUUAGGGUUUUGAAUUUAGCUUCUUGGGUUAGUUGGAUCUCUUCUGUUUGUGGUCUAUACUUUGAUUUAAAUACCUUGUUCGAUUGUUAUUUGGAUUUUUCUGUUUCUGGGUAUACUGAGAUCUUGAUAUUUUUUUGUUGGGUUGGGGGUUCUGUUGUUUUCUAAGUCACUGUUUGAGGGCUGCUUCGAUUUUAUCUCUGUGGGUUGCUUUGGUUUUUACACUGUUGUGUAUCAUUUUUCCAAGUUAGGUCUUGGGAAACUCCAAUUUUCUGUUAUUGAAUUUUUGCCUUUCCUUUCUUUGAUUCUAUCUUGUUUCGAAUCUCAAUUUAAAGGCAAUGUCACAAGGUUAUGCAAUUGAGCUUUACUUCGAUCCCGCUCUGGAAAACCAGGUCUUGAAGGCCUGGAAUGUAUUGGCUCGCCGCCAAAUCAGUACUCAGCUUAUCGAAAUAGAAUCUAGGCCUCACAUUACCCUCUUUUCCAGCCCCUUUAUCGACCCAUCAAAGCUCGAAAACAUAGCAAAAAGUUUGGCUUCGAAGCAAGAACCUUUAGCCAUAUCUUUCUCCUCAAUUGGAAGCCUUCCAAAUGACAACAAUGUUCUCUUUCUUGCCCCGACACCGUCACUGCCCCUUCUUCAAUUUCAUUUGCAAUUGUGUGAUGCUAUGAAAAAGGAAGGCAUCGAAAUUGGGGAGGAGUACCGCCCGGAUUCAUGGAUUCCUUAUUGCCCAGUUGCUGAAGAAGUGCCAAAGAGUCGAAUGGCCGAGGCGUUUACUGUUUUGCGAGACUUGAAGUUGCCAGUUACUGGGUACGCGAUGGAUAUUGGGCUGGUGGAGUUUUCUCCGGUUCGUGAACUCUUCUCAUUUAUGCUUGGCAGCACAAUUGAAGCAUGAGGUUUCAAACCCCAUUCCCUGCUUUUGUGUUAAAUUAUGUUUUGUCUAUGUUUUUCGCUAAUGUAGAAACUAAACAUAGAUCUGUAUCAAUGGUUCAAUUUAGACCAUGCUAAAGAAUUCUGCUUUUACUAUUGAAACAGUACCUGUGCUUAAUUUGGCUAGAGAAUGUUCUGUUUAGAAUGAAUGUAUUUCACUUUUAUUGAAGAAAAAAAUUAGAAAAUUUUGUCUCUGCUUA
This is a messenger RNA of Camellia sinensis, 1471 nucleotides long. RefSeq lists its product as uncharacterized. The record is from RefSeq and is a predicted model, not a curated record. Lineage: Eukaryota; Viridiplantae; Streptophyta; Magnoliopsida; Ericales; Theaceae.